Bombyx mandarina (wild silkworm) is the source of this 3048-nucleotide messenger RNA. RefSeq lists its product as uncharacterized. Lineage: Eukaryota; Metazoa; Arthropoda; Insecta; Lepidoptera; Bombycidae. The record is from RefSeq and is a predicted model, not a curated record.
AUGAGUGCGAGUGAGUUGAGCAAAAGGACCCAGGUCCUUCUGCCGACUGCAAAGGUCAAAUUGAUCUCACAGAAUGGGGAAGAAAUUAUAGUAAAGGCGCUGUUAGAUUCAGCCAGCCAAUCGUCCUUUAUAACCUCUAGCGUUGCCAGAGCAAUAGGUAAGCAACCAAUACCUAACCACAUUGAUGUGGUUGGUAUUGCAAAUACUGGGAAGACAAUCAGACAUGCUCUGCAAUUAGAUAUAUUCUCAUGUGCUUACCCUUAUAAAGUGAGGGCUAAUCUCCUGUUGGUUGAUCAGAUAACAUCAAAAUUGCCACAACACCACAUUAACUUAGCAAAAUUAAAAUUGCCAAGCAAUAUUAAAUUAGCCGAUGAUUCUUUCAAUAUCACAAGUGAUAUAGGUAUCUUACUUGGUGCUGAUGUAUUUUUCCAGGCACUGUUGCCGCAGACUGAGUGCAUACAACUGACACAGGACGAGGAUAAAGGUGAUGCUGCACAACCAUCACUCUUACACACUCAGUUUGGUUACAUAGUAGCAGGUAGUGUCCCUGAUUCAUAUAUUCAGAGUUCUGCGGUUGCUCUAUUCUGUCAGGAAUGUGAAACUGACAUAAGCGCAACCAUAGCUAACUUUUGGCAAUCUGAAAAAGUACCUGAGAAAUUUGUGGAACAUACCUCAGAACAACAAUAUGUUGAGAAACAUUUCACUGAUACAGUCAAGUUAGAAAACAACCAGUUUGAAGUUUCAAUGCCACUAAAGCUACCUCUUUGUGAUAUGAACAAUGCCUUAGGUGAAUCACUCGGUCUAGCAUUAAAAAGAUUCUUGAAUCUCGAAAAUAAACUGCAAAAAGAUAAACCAUUACAAAAAGAGUACAAAAGCUUUAUUCACGAAUACCUUGAAUUAGGCCAUGCCUCAAUUGUAGACAUUACUCUCUAUGAUCUAUCAAAAGAUCCAGUCUAUUUUUUUGCACAUCAUGCAGUGAUAAAGCAAGAUGCAAUCACAACUAAAUUAAGAACUGUAUUUGACGGUUCCAUGAAAACUAAUAAUAAAAUUUCUUUGAAUGAUCUGAUGUGGAAUGGACCUAUAGUCCAACAAGAGUUGUUUGACAUUUUGUUGUUAUUCAGACUUCAUAAACACUUCUUUGCCUGUGAUAUCAGGCGUAUGUUCCGCAAUUUAAUCAUAGAAAAAAGCCAAAGGUCUUUGCUCAACAUUCUCUGGAGAGACAGCCCGGAUGAGCAACUUAAAUGCAUUCAGCUAUCAACCGUUCCCUAUGGACUGAAGUGCUCAUCAUGGCUGGCUACUCGCUGCUUACUGGAGCUAGCAACCAGAUUCGGUAAACAAUAUCCGCUAGCUGCUCCUGUUCUGUUAAAUUCAACAUAUGUUGACGAUGUGCUUCAUACAGACGAUAGUUUAGCAAGGAUUAUUGCAACAAAAGCACAGCUGAUUGAAUUACUGAAUAAAGGAAAUUUCCAGUUGCAUAAGUGGUCAGCUAAUCACAAGGCAAUCUUGGCAGAAGUACCAGAGCAGCAUCAGAACUCAGGGGAUUUAGAGUUCAAUAAUGACAUUAAAACUUUAGGUUUAAAAUUUUGUAUACAGCAAGAUUCGUUCAUAAUUACUUGCCCUCCAGCUUGUGAUAUUCCUAAAACAAAAAGGCAAAUAUUGAGCUAUAUCAGUAAAUUUUAUGAUCCAAUGGGAAUUGCGGGGCCUAUUUUGGUUCAAGCCAAAGUAAUAAUGCAAAAAUUAUGGACUGAGGUCGCUAUAUCAUGGGAUACGGUCCUUCCCACUAAACUACAGGAUGAAUGGUUGCAAUUUUACAAUAGUCUACAGCAGAUGGCGCAGAUAUCAGCACCUAGAAAUGUGUGUCCAGAAAAUAGUAAAAUUGUUCAAAUUAUUGGAUUUUCGGAUGCUGCAAUAGCUGCCAUGGGCUGUGCAAUCUAUUUACGAGUUGUUGACAACCAAGGAAGGACCACCGUGUCAUUACUAUGUUCAAAGUCAAAAAUUGCGCCUAAAUCAAGUAAGAUGUCAAUUCCGCGUUUAGAGUUAAAUGCUGCACUCCUUUUAGCAAAAUUGAGUGCCAGAGUACAUGGUACAUUAAGUAAAAAGAUAAAGAUUGAUAAUGUCCACUUAUAUAGCGACUCACAAGUAGUUUUAGCAUGGCAAAAGACCGACCCGGUAAUCCUCAAUGCAUAUGUUGCAAAUAGAAUCAAAAUUAUCAAUGACCUCACAAUGUCUUUCAAAUGGGCAUAUGUAGCAAGUGAUUCAAACCCAGCAGAUUUUCUGACAAAACCUUAUGCCCCUACAGAGCUACAAUGUAACCAACUGUGGUGGUCAGGCCCGUCUUUCUUGAAAGACUCAGAUUAUCAAAUUGAUGAAUUUAAUCACAAAUCAACAAAAAACUUACCAGAGGUAAAGGACUCUGCAAGUGAAAAAUUGGUGUGUGCUGCAUCACAAGAAAGACCUAAGUCCUUUCUAGAUUUAUUAAUAGAAAAAUAUUCUAACCUUGACAAACUUGUCAAUGUUUUAGCAUACAUACUCAGGCAUAAAGGUGUAACUGCUAAACAACUGAUGGGAUCAUUACCUGCGGACCGAGUAAAUAUUAGCAGAUGUUUCAAAAAGAUUGGACUUGACUUUGCAGGGCCUGUGGCAGUUAAACAAUCUAGAAUGAGAGGUGUUAUAACAUCUCAUGCCUACUUAUGUGCACCUCUCAACUGCAUCCCUGAGCAAGAUUUCACCAACAUACCGGAAAAUAGACUCAGUUUCUGGAGUAAAUGCACUGCAAUGCAGCAGCACUUUUGGAGAUAUUGGUCAAAACAUUAUUUAAAUGUAUUGCAAAAUCGCCCUAAAUGGAAAGAUAGCCAACCUAAUGUAAAGGUCAAAGUAGCACACAUCACCAUAGUCGAUCAUGGGGAAGACCAAAGUUUGAACGAGCAUUGUCUUGGUCUAGGGCGGAAGGACAUUCUUCAGGCGGUAAAGCAUACGGAGUGUAAGUGUAACUCGCUGACACACGGAGAUGACCUGGGCUCGCCAACUCAGACUGGAGUCAAUAAGUAG